Molecule: messenger RNA, 462 nt
Organism: Dendronephthya gigantea
Lineage: Eukaryota; Metazoa; Cnidaria; Anthozoa; Malacalcyonacea; Nephtheidae
Exons: 5
Coding region: 88-462 (124 amino acids)
Source: RefSeq, a predicted model, not a curated record
CUGGCCCAUUGCGCGCUAUUUACUGAAAUUUCUACAUCAGCAAAUGACAGAGCCCAACUGCUGAAAUACAGUCAGAUAGCUUCAAUCAUGGGAUCUUCUGCCGUAUUUGUUGCCGAUUAUGUGUCAGAUAGUCAAAAUAAUUUUGUCGAUUUUCAAAUACUUUGCGUCAUUGUGGCAAUAAUAAGUUGCGUGGCCAUGUGUUAUGCUGGGCUCAAUGUGAAAGUGGACAAAAAAUAUGAACCAGUUAUGGACGAGAAAGGGGACAAAAAAAAUGGGCCUACAUCAGUGUCUUGGUGGUCACUAACCUUUCAAAUAUGCAUUACAGAAGAAUUUCGAAUGAUGUUGACUGUGCGGGAAAGAGGAACAUUAGUAAACAAAGACAACAUCAAAAGAAACAAGUUGAUAGCCAUCUUGAAACAAAUGUUUAGGGAUGUUGUUAAUAGCAUUCACCGCAUCAAAUGA